Phacochoerus africanus (Common warthog) is the source of this 4029-nucleotide messenger RNA. RefSeq names its product cadherin 20 (gene CDH20). Lineage: Eukaryota; Metazoa; Chordata; Mammalia; Artiodactyla; Suidae. The coding region runs from base 554 to 2959 and encodes 801 amino acids. Gene Ontology annotation, cellular component: catenin complex; plasma membrane; adherens junction. The transcript is spliced from 12 exons. The record is from RefSeq and is a predicted model, not a curated record. Gene Ontology annotation, molecular function: cadherin binding; calcium ion binding. Gene Ontology annotation, biological process: cell-cell junction assembly; multicellular organism development; calcium-dependent cell-cell adhesion.
AGCCACUCUGGCUGGGGAAGGCGCGAGGGAGGGGAAGCGGACCCUGCACGGAGCUCGGCAGACGGUGACCGACCGUGAGGAGAGGCUCUUCUCCCACGCACGCCGGAGCGCAGGGGACCGCGGGAGGGCGGGGCAGGGCAUCAGCGGGGUUGGCGCGCCUGGCAUCGCAGCCCCAACUCCUGGAAACCGCGCGGACACUUUGCGAAAGAUCCGAAGGCAGAAAAGCUGUGACACUUUUGACGGAGGGGGUAGGGGGGUGGGGGGCGGGGGCAACGCGGGGAGCUGGGGCGAAGAGACCCAGCGGGACACCAGCUGCUCGGUGGGGGAGGCAGCGAUGUGAGCUGGACGCCUGCCUCAGAGGAGUCUGGACCGAACGUCCCCGGAGAGUCGCCGGCCGUACCAGGAAGUCAACUUCAAGCAGAUUGACUUGAAUCAGGACCUCACUGGGGAAGCAUAAGUGUUCCAUAAACUGCAUUUUUUUUUUAUUUGGAAAACACUCAAGUUCAGAGGCUUUACCAUCCUGAACUUCACUUUGUGAAAACCUGGCAAUCCCAUGUGGACUUCUGGUAGAAUGAGCAAUGCAAAGAGCUGGCUUGGACUUGGCAUGUCCUUAUACUUCUGGGGAUUAAUGGACCUUACGACCACUGUUCUCUCGGGCACACCAACACCACCAGGCGAAUUAGAAGCGCUCCUGUCUGACAAGCUACAGGCACACUCACGGACAAAGAGGAGCUGGGUUUGGAACCAGUUUUUUGUUCUGGAAGAGUACACUGGAACUGACCCUUUGUAUGUUGGCAAGCUUCAUUCAGACAUGGACCGGGGGGAUGGAUCCAUCAAAUACAUCCUCUCUGGAGAAGGUGCAGGCGUCGUGUUUACCAUCGAUGACACCACUGGAGACAUCCACGCCAUUCAGAGGCUCGACCGAGAGGAAAGGGCCCAGUACACCUUAAGGGCUCAAGCCCUGGACAGGCGGACAGGCAGGCCAAUGGAGCCAGAGUCAGAAUUUAUCAUUAAAAUCCAAGACAUCAAUGACAAUGAGCCCAAGUUCCUGGAUGGACCUUAUGUUGCCACGGUGCCAGAAAUGUCACCAGUGGGGACCUCUGUUAUCCAGGUGACAGCCACAGAUGCCGAUGACCCAACCUAUGGCAACAGUGCCCGGGUAGUAUACAGCAUCCUCCAGGGCCAGCCAUACUUUUCUGUGGACUCCAAAACAGGUGUAAUUAGGACAGCACUCAUGAACAUGGACCGAGAAGCCAAAGAAUACUAUGAAGUCAUCAUCCAAGCCAAGGACAUGGGAGGGCAGCUUGGAGGAUUAGCUGGGACCACAACAGUCAACAUCACCCUCUCGGAUGUCAAUGAUAACCCACCCCGUUUUCCCCAGAAACAUUAUCAGAUGAGUGUGUUGGAAUCAGCUCCAGUUAGCUCUACCGUGGGGAGAGUGUUUGCCAAGGAUUUGGAUGAAGGAAUCAAUGCGGAGAUGAAGUACACUAUUGUGGAUGGAGAUGGUGCAGAUGCAUUCGACAUUAACACAGAUCCCAAUUUCCAAGUUGGCAUCAUAACUGUGAAGAAGCCCCUGAGUUUUGAAAGCAAGAAAAGCUACACCUUAAAAGUGGAGGGAGCCAAUCCUCACCUAGAGAUGCGUUUUCUGAACCUAGGCCCAUUUCAGGACACAACCACAGUGCACAUCAGUGUGGAAGAUGUGGAUGAGCCUCCUGUGUUUGAACCUGGCUUUUAUUUUGUGGAGGUACCUGAAGAUGUGGCGAUUGGAACAACCAUACAGAUCAUUUCUGCCAAGGACCCAGAUGUGACCAACAACUCGAUCAGAUAUUCCAUUGACAGAAGUAGUGACCCUGGAAGAUUCUUCUAUGUUGACAUUACAACAGGUGCCCUAAUGACUGCAAGACCCCUUGACCGAGAAGAGUUUUCUUGGCAUAAUAUUACUGUCCUUGCUAUGGAAAUGAACAAUCCUUCCCAGGUUGGAAGUGUUUCUGUCACAAUCAAAGUCUUAGAUGUGAACGACAAUGCUCCAGAGUUCCCCAGAUUCUAUGAAGGUUUUGUCUGUGAGAAUGCCAAAGCAGGGCAGCUGAUCCAGACAGUGAGUGCAGUGGACCAAGACGACCCACGCAACGGCCAGCACUUCUACUACAGCCUGGCCCCUGAGGCUGCUAACAACCCCAACUUCACCAUAAGGGACAACCAAGAUAACACUGCCCGGAUUCUAACCAGGAGGUCUGGCUUCCGGCAGCAGGAGCAGAGCAUCUUUUACCUGCCCAUCCUGAUAUCAGACAACGGGCAGCCAGUGCUGAGCAGCACAGGCACACUGACUAUCCAGGUGUGCAGCUGUGACGAUGACGGCCACGUCCUGUCCUGCAGCCCCGAGGCCUACAUGCUCCCCGUCAGUCUGAGUCGCGGUGCCCUCAUCGCCAUCCUGGCCUGCAUCUUUGUCCUCUUAGUGCUGGUGCUGCUCAUCCUGUCCAUGAGGAGGCACCGGAAACAGCCGUACAUCAUCGACGACGAAGAGAACAUCCACGAGAACAUAGUCCGCUACGACGACGAGGGCGGGGGCGAGGAGGACACCGAGGCCUUCGACAUCGCGGCCAUGUGGAACCCGCGGGAGGCGCAGGCGGGAGGCGCCCCCAAGACGCGGCAGGACAUGCUGCCCGAGAUCGAGAGCCUCUCCCGCUACGUGCCUCAGACGUGCGCUGUCAACAGUACCGUCCACAGCUAUGUGCUGGCCAAGCUCUACGAGGCCGACAUGGACCUGUGGGCCCCGCCCUUUGACUCCCUGCAGACGUACAUGUUCGAGGGGGACGGCUCGGUCGCCGGGUCUCUGAGCUCCCUGCAGUCAGCCACGUCGGACUCAGAGCAGAGCUUCGACUUCCUGACAGACUGGGGGCCCCGCUUCCGGAAGCUGGCGGAGCUCUACGGGGCGUCUGAGGGGCCCGCGCCCCUAUGGUGACGGAAGCCGACGCGGGUCCAACCCAGCCAUUCUGGGCGGAUGCUUCGCGGACAAGGCACAGGCAACCACGAGAGCAAUAUUGUGCUGGAGAGUCAGGAUGGGGGUGAGCGGGCGAAUGAGGCUCUCUCUGGAUCAGCUUUACUUGGUUAGAUUAAGUUAAAUAAUCACAAGGAAACACAGGAGGAGGGGGGCAGAAUCUGCGAUGACCUUUUUUUCUUUUUAAUUUACGUGACACUGUAUUACAAGGCAUAGAGUCCAGAGUUGAAUAUGGCAGGUUUGGCUUUUCUCUGCCAUUCACCAAGGUCUUCGUUACUUUGCCGCCUCAAAGCGGCUGUGCUUUUUGAUGCCGAGGUGUAAUUGAAACGAUACUGUGCUAUCUUUUGUUUUUUGUUUUGUUUUUCCCAUCCUAUUUUAUUCUCCGUUUAAGAGUUCUGCUGGCUCAUCAUCACACCGCACAAAUCAACCCACACAAAAGAACACUGAAAAAUUUUUCCUCGGUGAAAUUAACCUACUUGUUCUGGAGUGGAUGGAAUUAACCCUUUUCAGACAAGGUUAAGGCCGAAUUGGCCUUGCAUGGGGGAUGGGUGGGAGGGUGGGAGAAGGAAGAGGCAUUGACUUUACCCUCAAGUUUAAUGGCUGAACCAAGAGUUGGCAUUACAACAAAUCCACCUCCAUGACGUUACAGGGCUCUUGUUCUCUCAGCUCUUUAACUGUGCCCCUGCAAAAUUGUUCAGAAGGAAAACAAAAUCUGCCUCUUUUGCACUGUAGAAAUCUCUUCCAUGUGCCAAAUGUGAAGAUUAGAUGCUACAAAUGAAAGCCAAAUAAAAAGAAGUAUCUGAUAAAAGCAUGGGUUAGAGGGCUUUCCUAAUCUGUGUGAGGUCAAUCCAAGGGAUGUUUACAUACUGUAGAUAACCUACUUGAACAAAAAUCAGUAUUAUAGAGAAUAAAUGGAUGUAAGAAAAUUACAUGUAAAAGUUUUGUAUAUUUGUUAAUAAUUUUGGUAAUAAAUAUGAUGUACUGCACCUCAGUACCUUAGCACUUCUUUUAAUAAAACUUAAAUAGAAGGGAAA